CGGCGCGAGUGUCGGAAGGCGAGGCGGUUGGUGCGCUCGCUCGAGCCCCGCGAUCAUGGCGGCUCCCUUAGCGCAGUUCGACGAGGACUGGCAGGAUUUCUACGAGUUCAAGCCCUGCCAGGACGGUCACACGCUGGACCACGUCAACUCCAACGGCGUGGCCGGCAAGAGCGGCGCGGUGGGCUCCCUGGAGGGCACGCUGGAGGACUUCUCCGAGCUGGACAACUUCUCGGGAGAGAUCGUCAGCUUCAAGUCCAUGGAGGACCUGGUCAACGACUUCGACGAGAAGCUGACCGUGUGUUUCCGGAACUACAACACCAACACCGAGAACAUCGCGCCCGUCAAACCCAUCUCCGAGGAAAACAUCAUGAAGGACGACGAGAUUUGGAAUGCAUUGACUGAUAACUAUGGAAAUGUAAUGCCUGUGGACUGGAAGACAUCCCAUACUCGAACCUUGCACCUACCUACGUUGAACCUAUCAGAAAAGGCAUUGAACGACAACCUUAACCUUGAUCUCUCUGAUGAUGAGGAGCUUCGGGAGCAGCUGGACAUGCAUUCCAUCAUUGUUUCGUGUAUAAACGAUGAGCCUCUCUUUACGGCUGAGCAGGUGAUUGAGGAAAUUGAGGAAAUGAUGCAAGAGUCUCCAGACCCUGAGGAAGAUGACACACCCACACAGUCUGACCGCCUCUCCAUCCUCUCCCAGGAAAUUCAGACACUUAAGAGGUCUAACACGAGUAACAGCUAUGAAGAACGUGUGAAGCGAUUGUCCAUGGCUGAAUUAAAUGAGCUUCUGGAGGAGAUUGAGACUGCGAUAAAAGACUACUCUGAGGAACUAAUCCAGCAACUAGCACUGCGUGAUGAGCUGGAAUUUGAGAAGGAGGUGAAGAACAGUUUCAUCUCUAUACUCAUUGAAGUCCAAAACAAGCAGAAAGAGCACAGGGAAACCAUGAAGAAGAAGAAGAAACAAAAGAACAGCAGCCCGCAGAAUGGGAAACAGGAGAAAAGUCACAUGCCAGGGACGCGUUUCAGCAUGGAGGGACUUUCCAAUGUUAUUCAGAAUGGCUUUCGCCAGACAUUUGGAAGCUCGGGUGGUGAAAAACAGUAUUUGACAACAGUUAUUCCGUACGAGAGGAAAGGUGGCCCUCCAUCUGUAGAAGAUCUUCAGAUCUUGACUAAAAUCCUUCAGGCAAUGAGGGAGGAUAGUGAGAAAGUGCCAAGUUUGCUGACAGACUACAUUCUGAAAGUUCUGUGCCCAACCUAAAGUCAGCAUUAGGUCUUCGUGACAGAGGGACAUUGACACCAUGUUCUGCUAAUGAACACGAAGAAGAAAACAUCUUUGUUCCUCCAUGGAUCCUAGUGAACUAACUUCUCUUCUAGAGCGUAUUGCUUAGCUUGUCUUCAUUUAAUCCCACUAGCACUCGGAGAGUAGUUCUAUCGUGUGGCUGUGAAGAUUUUAUCUCUAUUUCCUUUCGUGGCAGACUGGAUCAGGUGCAAGUGUUAACAUGACCCAGUGCAAACUCACCUGGUCGUUUCAAACCGAGCAUAGAACAAAAGAACAGUUGUACAGUUUCAACCAUGAGUAUUGUUUUAGCGGCAUAAUAUCUAUUUUUACAAUGUGUAGCACCUAGAGAAGUGACCUUUUUAUCAUAAGUGAAUGUAAAUAGGCUCAGCGGUUUUAACCAGCCAACAAGCAGCAACCUGUAUUAUUUUAUUAUUUAUUUCAGCUAUAAUAGUUUUGAAAAAGGGAACAAAUGGUUUAACUGCACUAAUGAGGCAUUCUGUUGCAAAAAGGCUCUUAUCACAAUGAUCACAAAUAGCCUUGGGGUGGGGGCUAAAUAAUAGCAUCGCUUGAGUAUGUAAAAAGCACAAAUCUUCAGCUACAACAGGAGUGCAAAUCUAAUCGAACUUUGCAAAUGUCAUAAUAGUUUUCAGAUAAAUCAUUGCAGGGAAGAACUCUGUCGAUAUCAACAGUGUAAACCAUUGAUAUUCGAGUCUGACAAUUUGUCAACCAGAUUGGUGUACAGUAUUGCAUUACGCAACAUUAGUUUGAACAUAUUAAAUUUAGAUAAAAUUCCCGUUGCUGGCCUGCAAAGACUGACAUUUAAUUUUGCUCCUCUCAAAAAAUAAAUACUUUUAUUAGAUUUGAUUAGAUGUGUAUUAAAACUCAGUGUAUUUUUACAGUAUUUUCAUAGCUACAGAAAUAGGCCUCCUUUUUUUUGUUGCUUCUGUGUUUGAAAAAAUGGAACUUAUUAAAGGUAAGUAUUCUGAUUACUUUCAUCAGUGUUAAAUUAAAGCUAAUAAAAAUGGAGGAGGUUCUGCCUCUCAACUGAGAUCAAGUAUUAACUUACCAUACACAGGACAAGCAUGUCUACCACACUAGAGCAAACACAUUGGACAUUCAUAUUUCAGUGUUGCAUUAGGACAGCUUGAGGCAAAAUGAUGAAUUAUAAUCCCCCCCAACAACUCGGAGUGUCCAGCGUCUGGGACAACCUCCUAACGUGAAAGGUUCUGUAUGAAUGCAGUUUGCUGGUGUUGUAUACAGUAAAUUAAAAGCAGAGAAACAGGAAUAAGCAAUAGUCACGUGAUCUUAAAAAUCCUAAUUUUCCACCCAAAAUGCAGGGUCUGGUAAGUUUCCACCUCAUUGAGGAUUUCUCCCCAAUAACCUUUUUAAUCGCUUUUAAAGAUGAUGGGUUUCAAUUUCUUAGACCAAUAUUCCAUUGACCUUCACGUGGCAUACUGAUAUCUACAUUCCUGGAAGACUGCCACUCAGAUGGUGCUCUUGCAGACCUACAUCCCUGAGUCCACCGCUUGUUUAACACAAAUUUUUCACCUAUUAGGGAACUCUCCUCUUAGGACUCAAUAGAAAAGAUUUGAACUGGCUGGCAGACUACGCAGGUUUCUGUUUGAUGGAGCUCUUUGUGGAAUGUUAUGUGAUUCAUCCUGUAUCUGACCUGAAUUCACCAUGCCACACAAAUGGAUGCUAAUCAUGUGCAAUGAAUGUUAUAGGUUUAUCAUUAAGAAUUGUAUUUCUUCUUUGUGGAAGUACGAGUUUGUUAUUGUGAGUGUUUUUUAGCCCAUAUGUGUAUUCUAGGCAGCAUGCUAACCAUUAUUGUAAACCGUGUAUGUACUGUGGUUGCAGCAAGACAAAAAAUAGGAUUUUUUUUAAGUUGCAGAUCUUUUCGUUCCUUUUUUUCAUUAAUUUUUGCCAUCUUGUAACACACUGCCAAGUUCAUGGUAACAAACAUUCAAAUCUGACCGAGCUCAUGCACACUGCAGUGGACUCCAGCGCACGCCAUAGCUCCUUAGAACAUGUUUUCAAUUGAAGUGCAGCUUAAAGAGAGUAAAAUUAGCUUGCAGGUUCGACCCAAAAUGCCAUUAACUAUGUGAAAAGCAGAGCCUCAUCAAUGUACUAUACAGUCAUAUGGAGCGAGUAAUAAAUAUAGGCCUGCACAAAACACACAUGUUUAAAUUACUAGAUAGACUGCAUGAGCAAUCAUUUCUUGUACUUAAUCAAAACAUAUCGCCUCUAACAGUACCUGCAGAAUCUGUUAAACCAAGCAUGCCUGUGUAUUCGAUAUAGUAAUAAUGGUCCUGUAAUAAAGAAUGGGUUUACUUUACUGUUGGAAAAUAACUGGCCCUGUGGAGAGGGAUUUUUUCUUUUUAAUUUUUAUGUUUUUUUAAGGAGCUGCAGUAGUCUUAAUUUAUUAUUUCUGUAUGUUUGGCAGAUUGUAAUGUUUGUGGCAGUAAUUUUAUUUUGUAACUGAACCCUUUGAGAACAAAUAAACUUGAUUUACACA
Molecule: messenger RNA, 3797 nt
Organism: Callorhinchus milii (elephant shark)
Lineage: Eukaryota; Metazoa; Chordata; Chondrichthyes; Chimaeriformes; Callorhinchidae
Gene: fez2b
Product: fasciculation and elongation protein zeta 2b
Exons: 9
Coding region: 56-1261 (401 amino acids)
Cellular component (GO): cytoplasm; axon
Source: RefSeq, a predicted model, not a curated record